Molecule: messenger RNA, 3464 nt
Organism: Schistocerca nitens (vagrant locust)
Lineage: Eukaryota; Metazoa; Arthropoda; Insecta; Orthoptera; Acrididae
Exons: 4
Coding region: 1135-1572 (145 amino acids)
Source: RefSeq, a predicted model, not a curated record
GCAGGGACCGCCAGGUGUCUGUCUGCACACGGCUGUGGUGGGACCCCUCCAGCAGCGAGGACACAGAAUAGUGAACCUGCAUGUGACAGCCUUAGCUCCAAGAUCCGGCCACAUCUUCGGAAUAAGUCACGGUGUAACAGGGUUCAGUGCCGAAUCUUUGACCGAUUGUGUAACUCGGAUCUUGUGAAUGCAGCUUUUAAUUUCUACGUUAUGUUCUUUAAUUUGGAGCACGUACAGUACCGCAUCGAUAAACAAUUUGCCAGAGAAUAGGUGGCAGUAAAUCCGAAAAGCACAAGUUUUUGUUGCGGACAAUUUCUUUUCGUGUGCACAAUGUAAAGAAGACUGGAGACCUCUACGUAAGAUAACCUGAUCGUGUAAGUGAAGCAUUCCAGUAAAUAUGCGAUCUUCAUGAACUUAAGAAUACAUGUAUAGUGAUUUCGGCGAAAGAUCGUUGAGCUGCAAUUAGAGUGUGCGAAGAAUUUUCCACACUAAUGUGCGUGUAUUACUCUCGCUCGAAUUUCCUUACAAUCGUUCACUUUGUGCUUCUCAUAAACAUCAUAUGUACAGACUGGAAUUUCCCUUGAGUGAUCAGUUGGCAUUUAGGAGAUGUACCGUGUAAUCAGAGUAAGUCAGCAGGAAGCGUGACGAAGGAGUUGUUGACACCCCUCUUCAUCUUGCCGGCUCAGCUGUCGUCGAAUGAGCUGCAGUCACCAUCUUCAUCGGAGACAACGUAUUGUGACGGAUGCUCCUCUCAUUUGUCCGCGUAUCACUAUUUUACGACAAGAGAGAAAGUGUUUACUAUAAAAUUCGUCGUUGCUGUAAUUAUUGUUUUCGUAGCUUUUUAAAGAAAUCGCGUGCCUGAAAUGGUGCAUUGUGCGACAGAUGUGAACGUAGUAAAAUAUUUGGUACUUGUAAAUACCUGCACCGAAGUUGAGGACGAAUAAGGCAGACUGUUCAUCAAAAGUGAAAGACGAUGUUAGAGUGCCACUCGUUCAAUCGUCCACUGGCCGAAUGCUACAAACGGUUUUUAUAAACGACCUUCCAUUCGCCAUCGAAAGCUCACUGUAGUGAGUAGCAACACCGGCGUGCAGUCUGGAGCGUGACUACCCGCUGGAGAGUCGUGGCUGCCCAGCGAUGGUGGAAUCGACGCAGGGCGCGGGCGCCGCCCCUGGAGGCCAGUCUGCGACCGGCGGCCGCGACGAGGCGGUCCCCAACGCGCCCACCACCCGGUCGCCGGAGUCGGAGGAGCGGCGCCGCACGGGCCAGUACAUGGCCCUGGGCGUCGUGGCGGCGACCUUCCUGGUGGGCCUCUACCACGCCUGCCUGCAGAAGAACGCCGCGCUGGCCGGCCUGCUCGUACCCUCGCUCAUCAUGAUCGUCUACCUGGCCUGGGUGCUCUACUCCGCCAGGAAGAAGAAGUACGGGGAGAGGAGGCGCAGCUCGGCGCUGGAGAGUGGCGGACUGACGCCACGGGCGGCGCGGCGGCUCGCCGAGCACUGCUACAGCAACCCACAGCAGGACAUCACCGCCACGGAACUGAAUAAUGCAUCAACAAAUAUUCGGAUCGCAUGACGCAGCCGUGUAGCUGUGUGCUGCCACACCCUCGUCGUGCUGCCAUGUUCUGUGGCUCAAAACGACAACUACUGCUGAAUUCCAACGAACUUCCCAAGAAGAAGUGCUGGCUCCGUCAGCGGGGAGUCCUGCUUAGUUUACGUUCCAGUGUCAAAACAUAUGAUCAAACUGUUGCCAAUUUUUAAAAAAAAUGCCAUUUCUCAUCAUCUACACGACAUUGGAGAAUCGUAUCAAGUUGGAGGUCUGAGUUUGGGAAACAACUGACUCCAUUGGCCCAAUUUCAGCUUAAUACUCUUCUUAUCAGCUCGUUUAUAGAGACUGUUCAAAUCUAUCAUUCGAGGUUCUCCUAUUAGCAGUUUGUUUCAAUAGACGUCAAAACAUUUCUGUCUGGAUCUAAGCACAGUAGGGUAUCUAGACGUUUUGUUUCCAGUCAGCAUUAUUAGGGAAAACCUCUCAAUUUGAGCAUGCCAUUUCACUUGCUUUCGUGGAAACGGUUCACCCACUGUCUCUGGAGUGUCUCCUGAAGAAUCGAGACGAGUAACAUUUGGUCUUAUUCAUCCCAAAUGUUAUUUAGAGCACACCCAUCGAGCAAGGCAAAUGGAGCUAGCUGUAGUAUGGCGACAAAAGGCAACUGUGUCAUGAUGGUCAUUUCUAAAGAAAGAAUUAGUUAUAAUACUGAAAUUAUAAUUUUAAUCUAACAACAGAAUACUUAUCUAUAAGUAUAGGGAAACUUUUUUUUGUAAUACAUCGAAGAGAUACUUUUAGGUUAUCGACAAUACUACAAAAUUCUCACUUGUGUCCUAAAGCGUGGUUAAAUUCGCCCCAUCGAGAGAGAAACUUUUAGAUAACAUCAUACAGGUACUGUAACAAAAAGCUUCCAAAGCAAUUUAUUCACUGUUGAAAGUUAUCACGUACAGUGCCAACCUUAUCCAAUAACAGUGUCCUUUUUUUCAAAAUUUAACACUCCUACGAAAUCACAUCACAUACCAGUACGUAACAGAAAACAUAACUCAUUUUAUGAAUAGUUACACAAGAAAUUCAUCUUUACAUCUUUAAUACGGAAAUCUAUGAGAUAUUGUCAGUUCCGUAAUUUUUUAGGUGACACUUGUCUAGAAUUCACAUUACGUUUGAAAGACGAGUUCACAAAUUUUCUGCUAUUUCCAGCCGAUUAAAGUGUAUAGUACCACACUGAAUUCAUUCUUAACUGUUGCCAAAACAAAUUUAAAUGUGAAAAAUAUUGACCUACCUACGAGCAAGUAUGGUUUGAUCAGUGUACAACCACUACAGGAUAUAUAAGUUCAACAAAGCUGGGAAAGAAAUUUGAUUUCUGAAAGAAGCAAAUAUUCUCUAACUGGUUAUUUUAGACACAAAUAAAAUGUGUAUACGACCCUCCUAAGACACAAAUGCUAGGAUAAACCGGUAGUGAAUGAAAGGGAUUAAAAAAUUUAAUUUACACGUGGCACACUGCCUGACUUAAACAUUUUGGUUUGAGAGCACCUCAGCGGCACGUAUCCGAAUGUCGUCGCUUAUUUACUGCAACAACCUCACAUUUGACUUCAGGAGACGAGUGGACGCUUUCCUUUUAUAGUACAUAAAUAUCCAUUGAGCUUACAAGGGAUCUAUAUCUCAACAGCUAGAAACGCUAUCCUUCUGACCACGAAACUGAUCAUGAAACUGAUUGUCCCAGUAUAUUAGCUCUGAGUUGAUGUACUACCCAUCUUCAGUUCAUAAUAAACGUUUUCUCGCAAAAUCUGUUACAGAAAAUACAUGAACCACCUCAACCGUGAACACUUUGAAUUUUCUGAUGAACAUGCAUACUGUAAUAUAUAUUCGUUGACAUGGUGGAUUUUGUGAGAAAUCAAAUGACUGAUACGUAUUCUGAGAAGUUUAAA